UGGGGGUACCCUCUUCUACUCGGGCAGCCCGACCUGAGGCCAUGGCGGUCCCCCAGGUGGGCAGCAGGGGCCGGGUGGCAGCCGAGAGAAGGGGAAGUCGCUGCAAGGACAGGAAGCAGACGCUGUUGGCAUUGCUGGUCCUGGUGCUCUAUGUGGGCACAGGAAUAUCAGGAAGAAGUUGGGAGGUGUCAGAAAGGAUCAGAGAAUGUAACUACCCCCAGAAGCCUGUGACUUCCCAGGUGUUUGAAUGCCAGACCAGCGACUCCCCAGAAGAGCCGAUCAAGGUCAUGAGGACCUGGUUGAAAGAGAACUUGCAUGUUUUCUUGGAGAAGCUAGAGAAAGAGGUGCAAGAGCUGGAGCGGCUGGUACGGGACCUGGAGGAAUGGCUGGAUGCCCUCCUGGGAGAGGGGCACCCGGAGGACCUCUGCUCCACCGUCACAAAUCACCUGUGAGGGCAAGGGCUGCGACCUAGGCAGGAGGCCAAAUGGAGAAAGGAGUGAAUAGUCCAGGAGUUCCUCUAAGGAGUGGCACUUGAAGUUCAAGGCAACCAAGAAAAUAAAACAGUUGAGACAUGAAAAACUGUUGGCACCACUGCUGGUCCAUGAGGUGGCGCUAGUGGUGAAGAACCCACCUGCCAAUGCAGGAGACAGAAGAGAUAUG
Molecule: messenger RNA, 660 nt
Organism: Odocoileus virginianus texanus
Lineage: Eukaryota; Metazoa; Chordata; Mammalia; Artiodactyla; Cervidae
Gene: SMIM23
Product: small integral membrane protein 23
Source: RefSeq, a predicted model, not a curated record